AUGGAGCCAAGCCUUUUGGACCACAGCAUGAAUCAUUACUCCAGCAGCACCUACCCAGAGGACAGGACAGAGAAUCCUCCCUCUUUUCUACACAGCUCCUCCUCCCCUCAGUCAAGUGGUGGAUCCCUUAUGUCUACGCUCCUACAGACAACCAUAGAGAGUAAAAGAACCCUGCAGGAGAGCACCACUGCAUACUACCCCCCAGACGCUCCCAUGUCCAGCUCUGCCGCGACGAAUCUUAACCAGGUGGACCACCACAGCAGCAGUACCACCAUGGCACCUCUGUCUCCAGCCAGCCAGGCAUCCACCGGGGCCACCAUGGCACCUCUGUCUCCAGCCAGCCAGGCAUCCACCGGGGCUAGUCCCACUAGAUUCAGACUCAAUGAGCCCGGGUUGACCCAGGACUGGAUGCUGGAGCUGGUUGACAGACACCGGGCGAAGCGUGCCAGAGUGGAGAACAUCAUCAGAGGCAUGGCAGGCUCUCCUCUCAGUGUUUAUUUCACAGGUGAAGGGUUUGGUGAAGGGGAGACCACUCCAACCAGUCACCUUCAGAGUGAGACGUUGGAAAACAAGAGGAAACAGAGGGUGCCACAGCACCAGGACGUCCCCAGGACAGGGGGCGUUAGCAGGAAGAGUACGGACGAGGGGCAUACACUGAGGAAGCAGCUUCAGACCAUGCAGACGCUCCUGGGUCAACUCCAGGCCAGGUUCAUCCAGGUCUACGAGAAUCAGUCUGAAGAGGAGGACCACCAUAGUACUUGGAACAAAGAAUAUGUGGAGACAAAGACAUCUCCUGGUGAGGUGUUCUUGGACCCUUACAGUGAGUUUAACAAUAAGACGCCUUUAGAUAAAGGUCACCUGGGAUGGAUGAAUAACAAGCAAACUGACUACCUCCACUCAAACCCAGACAACGAAGACAAACUCCUAGCAGAUAUUCUCAAGUAUGAACUCUCCAGAGCUGUAAACUCGAGCGUUGACUCAAUUUUCAAAAACAUAUCACAUACUUUCGUCAAGUCACCACAGCUACACGUCGAGGAUGGUGGAAUGGUGGAAACAGACGAUGAGACCGUGUUCCUCAGCUCUCGCGAGCCAGCGUCAACAUCCACCCGUCCUCCAUUCCUAUACAACCACCCCACUGCUCUACAGGAAAACCACCAAGUACUGGACAACCUGAAACACAACAGCUCCCAUCACGAUACCUUCGGAGGGCUCCAGUGUAAACCCAGUACCAUGGGUCUGUCUACCCCAGAGAUAGUUGACUUACCGUGGGAUCCGGUCGUAGUGAGGUCCAAGGGGACCUCCAGGCCAUCCGGGAGUCCUCAGGCUCACCAACCCAUGGCCACAGGGCAUCGUGUGCUUCUGGACAGUCUCGGUCUCCCUCACAUCAAGAUGGACUGUGGUAGCUUUCAGAGUAUGGUGAAAAGGACCUCGUAUGUGCUGAAUGUAUCCUUUUCAAGAGAAGGUCUGACCACACAGCACCUGAAGAAAGCCAAGUUGAUGUUCUUCUAUACUCGCUACCCUAGUUCCAACGUACUCAAAACCUUUUUCUCCGAUGUCCAGCUCACUCGCUGCAUCACGUCCCAGCUGAUUAAAUGGUUCAGCAACUUCAGAGAGUUCUACUAUAUUCAGAUGGAGAAGUUUGCCCGUCAGGCCCGAGUGGAAGGGGUUAACAGUGCGAGGGAUGUAGCAGUGAGCAGAGACUCGGAGCUCUUCAGAGCCCUCAACAUGCACUACAACAAGGCCAAUGACUUUCAGGUCCCUGACAGGUUUCUUGAGGUGGCUGAGAUCACACUACAGGAGUUUUACAUAGCCAUCUCUCUGGCCAGAGACUCAGACCCAUCCUGGAAGAAAGUAAUCUAUAAGGUCAUCUGUAAACUGGACAGUGACGUACCAGCUGAAUUCAAAGCCCCCUUCACAACAUAG
Salvelinus namaycush (lake trout) is the source of this 1923-nucleotide messenger RNA. RefSeq names its product prospero homeobox protein 1-like. Gene Ontology annotation, cellular component: nucleus. Gene Ontology annotation, molecular function: DNA-binding transcription factor activity, RNA polymerase II-specific; RNA polymerase II cis-regulatory region sequence-specific DNA binding. The transcript has 5 exons. The record is from RefSeq and is a predicted model, not a curated record. NCBI's taxonomy places the organism in Eukaryota, Metazoa, Chordata, Actinopteri, Salmoniformes, Salmonidae. Gene Ontology annotation, biological process: regulation of transcription by RNA polymerase II. The coding region runs from base 1 to 1923 and encodes 640 amino acids.